Molecule: messenger RNA, 570 nt
Organism: Colletotrichum lupini
Lineage: Eukaryota; Fungi; Ascomycota; Sordariomycetes; Glomerellales; Glomerellaceae
Product: fungal cellulose binding domain-containing protein
Exons: 2
Coding region: 1-570 (189 amino acids)
Source: RefSeq, a predicted model, not a curated record
AUGAAGGCCACUGUUGUUCUCUCCGCCGUCCUUGGCUUGGUCUCCUCGGCCUCUGCUCACUACACGUUUGACAAGCUCCUCGUCAACGGUGCUCAACAGGGUGGUGACAACACCUACAUCCGCAAGCAUCAAAACAGCUACAUGCCCACCAAGUUCAAAAAUAUCCCUUCGGGCUCUAUUUCGCCGACUGAUGCCGAUUUCUCCUGCAAUAAGGGGGCCACUGCGGCCGCAAAGGUCUUCACCGUCAAGGCUGGCGACAAGGUUGGCCUCAAGCAGGCCUUCGGUGGCACCGGCAUGCUUCACCCCGGCCCCACCCAGGUCUACAUGAGUCCGGUCAGCAAUGCGGCCUCCGAUAAGGGCACCGGGACCUGGUAUAAGGUCUCCCAGUCCCUGCUCUGCAAGGCCGGCAACGCCGAGUCUCUCCGUACUGGCGCGUGGUGCAGCUACGGCGAGGACAACGUCCACUUCACCGUCCCUUCGACCAUCCCCAACGGCCAGUACCUCGUCCGUGGCGAGCACGUUGGUCUUCACGGCGCUCACAACGGCGAGGCUGAGUUCUUAUUACCUUAA